AUGACCGGGGCAUUGUUCAAAAACGUCGCCAGCCGGCUCAUACGGCGUAACGCGGCGGCAGACCGGACCGGGCUUGCACUAUUCGACGUCAGGCGAUUGCAAUCGAGGCCUUAUUUCCGAUUGAAUCAGCUUUUCGGGAGAGCAAAGGAAACAAGAAUCUCACACUCCUCGGGCUUCUGUUCAUCGUCUUCUACUUCUUCUUCCUCGUUUGCGUCGGUGAGAUUCGUCGGAUGGUAUCUCGGUAUGGUGAAAUCACGCCCGGUUUUCACCAAAAGUGUCACUUGCUCGCUUAUUUACAUUGCCGCCGAUAUGUCUUCUCAGACGAUUUCGAAAACUUCUUCAGAGUCGUACGACUUGGUGAGAACAGCAAGAAUGGCAGGGUAUGGUCUGUUUGUCUUAGGUCCAACGCUUCACUACUGGUUCAAUUUCAUGUCAAGACUCUUUCCGAAACGAGAUUUGAUCACAACGUUUAAGAAAAUGGCCAUGGGACAGACGAUCUACGGACCUACCAUGACCGUGAUUUUCUUCUCCUUGAACGCAUCCCUUCGGAAUUAA
Molecule: messenger RNA, 555 nt
Organism: Microthlaspi erraticum
Lineage: Eukaryota; Viridiplantae; Streptophyta; Magnoliopsida; Brassicales; Brassicaceae
Source: the annotation of a GenBank genome assembly